CUUUGUGCAAUGGGCCUUGUUGCUGCUCCGUGGGCAUAAUUCAGGCUGGAGUAGAUGUGGCCUCACCGCGUGACAUCCUAUCUUCAGGUAAGGGGGCAGUAUGGAAUGGUGACUUUCCCCGAUGUGACUGUGAGCUUCUCCAUAGAGGAGUGGUCAUGCUUGGACGCCUCUCAGAGGAAGCUCUAUAGUGAUGUGAUGCUGGAGACGUAUGGACACCUGUGGGCAGUAGCAGGGUAUUACGGAGUGAAGCCAGCGCUGAUCUUCUGGUUAGAAACAGGAAUGCUGGGGAGGCUUCAGAGAGGCAUAUUUGAGCAUGACAUCAAAAGAAGUUAUCCCUCCCGGAUCCUGCCAGCAACAUCUCGAAAGCACCCUCAAUCAGAGAAUUCUGAUCCACAUGAACAGAACCAAUGGCAGCAACUUUCUGAUCCAUGUAAUGACAACCCAAGGAAUGACAUAUUUGAAAGUCAAAAGCACAAAGAAAACUCUCCAGAUUCUCCUAAGAAGAUGAGGCAUAAAAGAAUUUCAGUCGCCUUUUCUAGACUAUUUCCCAGUCAAAUGGGAAGCUCUAAUAAGCAUGAGAUGGCAGUGGAGGAAGAAACUAACACAGGCCAGAAGGAAAAUCCAAGGAACCCAGGUAGAGUACUUCCAGUCAUAGAAAUGCCAAAAAUUGAAAUAGAUGACUAUGAAAGGCCUAGGCAAGACUUGAUUAAUGAAUCAAAUCUCGUGUCACCCCAGAGGGAGAAGCCCCAUAUUUGCAGGGAGUGUGGGCGAGGCUUUGGUCAUAGGUCAAAUCUUGUUACACACCGAAGGACACACACAGGGGAGAAGCCCUAUUCUUGCAGAGAGUGUGGGCGAGAAUUCAGUGUGAGGUCAAAUCUCAUUGUACACUGGAGGACUCACACAGGGGAGAAGCCCCAUGUUUGCGGGGAGUGUGGACGAGGGUUCAGUCAGAUGUCACAUCUCAUCACACACCAGAGGACACACACAGGGGAAAAGCCCCAUGUUUGCAGGGAGUGUGGGCAAAGCUUCAGUAGUAAAGCAGUUCUCAUCAGACACCAGAGGACGCACACAGGUGAGAAGCCUUACAUUUGCAGGGACUGUGGGCGAUGCUUUAGUGACAGGUCAACUAUUGUAAGACACCAGAGGACGCACACAGGGGAGAAGCCCUAUAUUUGCGGGGAGUGUGGACGAGGAUUCAGUAUGAGGUCCAAUUUGAUCUUACACCAGAGGACACACACAGGGGAGAAGCCCUAUGUUUGCAUUGAGUGUGGGCGAGGUUUCAGUCAGAAGUCCCGUCUUGUCACACACCAAAGGACACACAUAGUGGGAGAAGCCCCUAGUUUGCAGGGAAAAUGGGUGAGGAAUCCAUAUGAGUUCAAAUUUCAUACACCAGAGGACACAGAUAGGGGUGAUGCCCCAUGAUUUCAGGAAUUGUGGGCUAGGGUUCAGCUUGAGGUCACAUCUCAUCACACACUGAGGAAACACAAGUUAGAAGACCUACAUUUGAAGCAAAGAUGCCUAAUAACAGCAAGUAAUAUCUUAGGAACCAUAAAAAACAAAUGCAUCUACAUCAUAAUGCAAAACAUGCCUGACACGAUGGCUAAAGAAGGUACUGACCUCUAACUCCUUGCAUAUUUUGCCAUGUGUACUAAAAUA
Messenger RNA from Suncus etruscus (white-toothed pygmy shrew), 1656 nucleotides. Its product is annotated as histone-lysine N-methyltransferase PRDM9-like. The coding region runs from base 55 to 1422 and encodes 455 amino acids. The transcript is spliced from 4 exons. Gene Ontology annotation, cellular component: nucleus. Gene Ontology annotation, molecular function: DNA-binding transcription repressor activity, RNA polymerase II-specific; RNA polymerase II transcription regulatory region sequence-specific DNA binding. NCBI's taxonomy places the organism in Eukaryota, Metazoa, Chordata, Mammalia, Eulipotyphla, Soricidae. Gene Ontology annotation, biological process: negative regulation of transcription by RNA polymerase II. The record is from RefSeq and is a predicted model, not a curated record.